GUAUGGCGUUUGUACAGUUUUCCAUGAGUGACAAGUAACGGUUUCCGAAUUAAGAAAACGCGAAAUAAUGAUUUAUCAUAACUGAAGUGAACUGAAUUUGGUGUAAUGAUCAAAGAUAUGGCUGAUGAUGAGGCCAUACAGGCCACUAAUGACGAUGCGAGUGAGUGUAAAAGAUAUGCGGUGCAACUUGGUUAUUGGUCUGAUCCAUUUAUCAACUUUUUCGUAAAACAAACUGGACGAAAAGCACCUGAAAUCAAUCGCGGUUACUACGCGAGAGUGAAGGGCAUCGAGGUGUUCAUUGACAAAUUUAUCAAACUAUCUGGUGGAAAAGGACAAGUUAUAAAUUUGGGUGCUGGAUUUGAUACACUUUAUUGGAGACUUAAGGAAGCAGGAAAAUGUCCAGCAAAUUUUAUAGAACUUGAUUUUCCUAGCAUUACUGCUAGAAAAUGUUAUCACAUCAAAAAACACAAACAAUUAAUAGAUAUGUUAAAUACAGAAGAUGGAGAAAUUAGGUUUUCAACAACAGAUCUGCAUGCUGCCAACUAUCAUUUGGUGGGAAUAGAUCUGCGGCACAUAUCUGAACUUACUAAUAAAUUAACACAAGCAGAAGUUAAUUUUAAUCUCCCAACCAUGUUCCUUACAGAAUGUGUCUUAGUGUAUGUAGACACUAGUGCAGCUUCUGCAUUGUUAAAAUGGCUUGCUGGAAAAUUUCCAAACAGUAUUUUUGUUAAUUACGAGCAAGUGAACAUGAAGGAUAAAUUUGGUCAAGUUAUGUUGUCCAAUUUACGUAGUCGUGGAUGUUUAUUAGCAGGUGUAGAAGAUUGUGAAUCUUUGGAAACUCAACAAAGACGCUUUACAAUAAACAAUUGGGAAGGCUCUAAUGCAUGGACAAUGGUAGAGGUUUAUGAUUCACUGCCUCAAGAUGACCGUCGUCGAAUCGAACACAUAGAAAUGUUGGAUGAACGGGAACUUUUAGUUCAGUUACUGCAACAUUAUUGCAUCUCAGUUGCUUGGAAUGGACAAACAUUUAAAAAUCUGUCUAUAGCACAGGGUUAG
Messenger RNA from Habropoda laboriosa, 1056 nucleotides. Its product is annotated as leucine carboxyl methyltransferase 1. Gene Ontology annotation, cellular component: cytosol. Gene Ontology annotation, molecular function: protein C-terminal leucine carboxyl O-methyltransferase activity. Lineage: Eukaryota; Metazoa; Arthropoda; Insecta; Hymenoptera; Apidae. Gene Ontology annotation, biological process: C-terminal protein methylation. The transcript has 4 exons. Bases 106 to 1056 code for a protein of 316 amino acids. The record is from RefSeq and is a predicted model, not a curated record.